Molecule: messenger RNA, 3479 nt
Organism: Nyctereutes procyonoides (raccoon dog)
Lineage: Eukaryota; Metazoa; Chordata; Mammalia; Carnivora; Canidae
Gene: SYNGR3
Product: synaptogyrin 3
Exons: 4
Coding region: 1651-2247 (198 amino acids)
Cellular component (GO): synaptic vesicle membrane; neuromuscular junction
Source: RefSeq, a predicted model, not a curated record
GCCCGCCGGGACCUUGAGAGGUCACCGGCCGCCGCCCCCGCCUCCAGUCCCCCCGAGGUCUGACGCAGCCCCCUGCCUCGCUGCGUCUUUCCUGUUCUCACGACCUGGAAGCGGACACAGGGGCGGGGACGCGAGUGGGCUCGAGCUCUGCGCCGCAGCACGCGGAGGGGCCGUGGGAGCCGAGGGGAGCGGGCGGCGCUUACACCGGCUUCUCCCGCACACACGUCCUCCAGGCUCCUUCCAAGGGAGCUGGCCCUUUCCCAGGCCUUCCAGUUGCAGUUGUGUUUGGGGGUUGGGGGUGCCCUGGGAUCCCCUGGGCGGGGCAGCAAGAAGGGGCUCUGCACUGGGAGGGCUGCCUGGGGGAGGUGCGGGAGGGCCAGAUUUGGGGACAGCCCAGACGACUGGGGCAUCCCUAGGCCAGGUGGACAGCUCCUCCUUCCCCCCUCUCCAGGCAGGAGAGGAGGUGGGUGACGGAGUCUGGGUUUUAUUGGUGUCCGCGGGACCUACUCCCUGGUCUUCAGGAGAGAGAUGCCCAGGGUGGGGCGAUUAGGAAGUAGGAACCCUGUGUUCUGGUGCCAGCUCCGCUCCGACCUGUGGACCACUCUGGGCGGACAUGUCCAUGCCCUGCACCUGGGCUUCCCUCUGACACCAUCUCAAGGAGCUGGAGAGGGAGAGGAGAGAAAUGAAAUUGAAACUGGAGGUCUUUUUUUAGAAACACGGGGCUGCCCAGAGUUGAAGGAGCAGCAUCUGGUUUAAAAUGAUUGUGGUCCAGAAGCGCCUGGUUGGCUCAGUCUUUCGAGCACGGGACUCAGGGUCAUGAGUUCAAGCCCCACAUUGGGCACGGAGCCUACUUUAAAAAAAAAUAAAUAAAGUGUAAAGUGACUGUGUUGCACCAUUUACCUGCCUUCCACCCCUUGUGGUAAGGGGAUGCUGAAGGUGACUGAACCCCGGAGGUCAACAGUAUCACCUUUCUUUUUUUUUUUAAUUAAUUAAUGUAUUUAUUAGAGAGGGAGAAAGAGAGCGGGGAGGGCAGAGGGAGAGUGAAAAUUUUGAGCAGACUCCCUGCUGAGCUGAGCUGAGCACGGAGCCCUACUCUGGGCUUGAUCCCAUGACCCACAGGAUGACGACCUGAUCCGACAUCAUGAGUCAGGCCCUCAACUGACUGAGCCACCCAGGUGCCCCAACAGUAUCACCCUCUGAGCCCAAACACUUAUGGUGCGACACUCAGUCGCUUGGGCUGUUAUCCCUUGGGUGCUGGGUGGGCAUUAUUUUCCUGGCCCCAAUACUGCAUGCAUUGUACUUGGCAUGUUAGGAAGCAGGGCCCCACAGCUCCCAGGUGCUAGGGGUGGGUUCGGUGCCGGGCCUGGGAGACAGCUGUGCCACUGCGCUGGCUCUGCUCCCCCUGUGCUCUGGCCCCCUCUUCUCCGCCCCUCCUCCCACAGCGCCACCCGCUGGAGCCUAGAAUCACUGGUCCAGGUGAAGCCGCGUGUUCCUACUUCUGGAGGGGCCCCCGCACAGGACCAGUGACCCAGUUUGAAUGUCAACCCCGUCUUUUAUCAGCCAAAUGACUUCGCUAAUUGGGACCCCACCUCCCCAUCAUAAAGGGGAUCACACUGAGCCCUUGUGGUUUGGGGGAGGAUUCUACGAGGAAUGCGGGUGUUCUCCAUCGCCGUCUUUGGGCCCAUCGUCAACGAGGGCUACGUGAACACCGACAGCGGGCCCGAGCUGCGCUGCGUCUUCAACGGGAACGCGGGCGCCUGCCGCUUCGGCGUCGCGCUCGGCCUCGGGGCUUUCCUUGCCUGCGCCGCCUUCCUCCUGCUCGACGUGCGCUUCCAGCAGAUCAGCAGCGUCCGCGACCGCCGCCGCGCGGUGCUGCUUGACCUGGGCUUCUCAGGGCUCUGGUCCUUCCUGUGGUUCGUGGGCUUCUGCUUCCUCACCAACCAGUGGCAGCGCACGGCGCCCGGGCCCAGCACGCUGCAGGCGGGAGACGCGGCGCGGGCCGCCAUCGCCUUCAGCUUCUUCUCCAUCCUCAGCUGGGUGGCGCUCACUGUGAAGGCCCUGCAGCGGUUCCGCCUGGGCACGGACAUGUCACUCUUUGCCACGGAGCAGCUGGGCACCGGGGCGGGUCAAGCCUACCCCGGCUACCCGGUGGGCAGCGGCGUGGAGGGGACGGAGACCUACCAGAGCCCUCCCUUCACCGAGACUCUGGACACCAGCCCCAAGGGGUACCAGGUGCCUGCCUACUAGUGGCCGGCAGGCCCCCACCAGGGUUCCACGGCUGCCACCAAGCCAGGGUCCAGGGUUUCCCGGGACCCCCCUCAGGUCCUCCUGGCCUAGCGCCAGGGACAGAGAGGGUGGCGCCACUGAGGGCCGUCUGGGGCCAAGAGAGGGUAGCCCCCAGGGUGCCUAGGCUGCCCCCCACCCCAUGUUCCCCCUGUCCCUUUAGUCGCUGACCCCAGGCCUGAGGUCGGGAUGUGCAACCCUGGACAUGUGUCCUCCAGCCUAGUGGAUCAGCCUGGGAGGGGGCCGUUUCCCUGGUGAGCCAGCUAGCCUGUGGCUCACCUGUCCACCCUGGGGUUAGGGGUCUCGCUGCCCUCCGUAGCUAGGGUGGGGGCUGGCCCCGGGAGCACCGGCACUGUUCCCACCCCAUGUCCCCCAGGGCCGUGACCGUCCCUGCUCAUGUUGUGGCGGUUCACCCCGUGGGGCUGUGUGCACACUGUCCAGAGCCUCCAAGCGUUUGCUGUCACAGGCUCACUAGAGUAGCCUGGUCCCGUUGAUGUUGUGAUUGUGGUCAGGUCUUCGGGCUUCACCUCAUAGUUCCCUGCAAGCAGCCCCGCUGUCCGUGGCCCCUGCUCCUGUCCUGACUUGCCUAGGCCCAGGAGCCUGCCCGGGUGUGGGCACUUUUGGCUAGGAAGGCACAACAUGGCUGCAUACAGGCCUGGGCACCAGCCCUCUCCACCCCAGCAAGAAGGUCUUGUCCAAGGGAGGCUUAGGACACCUGGGGGCCUGGCAAAACAGGCCCCUCACAAGGAAGGAGGCCUGAGGUUGCACAUGCCCACCAUGCCCUGGACAUGGCCCAUCUGUGCAAUCCCUUUUUCCCUUGGCUUCCUGGACCAGCCCCUCAGCACCCUGCCCUGCACUCCGUUUUAAGGUGCAGCCUGAGGUUGGGGUCCCUCUGUAUAGCUGACUACUCAUGCAUUGCUCAAAGCUGGCUUUUCACAUUCUGUCAAUACCAAAUGCGGUUGCCACCUUCCAUUCUCGCAGACAGGCACCUCCCUGUGGAGUUGCAGUUGGGUGACAACCCUGUACAUUGUAGCAUAGAUCAAUUCUGUGUGGGUAUUUAAGUGAACAUGUUUACAAUUUUUGUAUAUAUGGAUCUUUCUCUCCCUCUUCUGAAAGAGCAAUCCGUGAUUGUGUAUCUUCAGUGUCCCAUGUUUCAACUGCAACUUCUUUACAAUAAAAGACUGUAAGUGAGUUUA